AGAGAUUGGUCCUGAACAGUUCCCUGUGAAUGAGCAUUACUUUGGCUUGGUCAAUCUUGUGUGCAUCUGACCUCAUUAGGAUCUGCUGAACAGGAGGAAUUGUCUACCUAAAUUAACUGUGGAGAGAACUGGUGUUGAUCUUGCCAGUGCUUCUGGAGGAGAAAGGCAGCUGUUGGGCCUGUGACAUCUUUUACAGUGAAUGUAGGAAGCUGGUUGAUAGAAACAGGUUCUGUGGCAUCGUACCCAUGUUCGGCAACACCUGCUACUGCAACUCAGUCUUACAGGCACUUUAUUUUUGUCGUCCAUUUCGGGAAAAAGUUUUGGCAUACAAAGUGCAGCCUCGAAAGAAGGAAAGCCUCCUGACAUGCCUUUCUGAUCUCUUCAACAGUAUUGCUACGCAAAAGAAGAAGGUGGGAGUCAUCCCACCCAAGAAAUUUAUUUCCCGAUUGAGGAAAGAAAAUGAAUUGUUUGAUAAUUAUAUGCAGCAGGAUGCACAUGAAUUCCUGAACUACCUACUUAACACUAUUGCUGACUUACUGCAAGAAGAGAAAAAGCAGGAGAAGCAGAAUGGCAAGCUCCAGAAUGGCAGCAUUGAGAGUGAAGAAGGGGAAAAGACUGAUCUGACGUGGGUCCAUGAAAUCUUCCAAGGAACACUAACCAAUGAAACCAGAUGUCUUAACUGUGAGGCUGUUAGUAGCAAAGAUGAGGACUUUCUGGAUCUGUCGGUUGAUGUGGAACAAAAUACAUCAAUUACACACUGUCUAAGAGGGUUUAGUAAUACUGAAACUCUAUGCAGUGAAUAUAAAUACUAUUGUGAGCAGUGCCGCAGUAAACAGGAAGCACAGAAAAGAAUGAGAGUGAAAAAGUUGCCCAUGAUUCUAGCUCUGCACUUAAAAAGGUUCAAAUACAUGGACCAGCUGCAUCGAUACACCAAACUUUCCUACCGUGUAGUCUUCCCCUUGGAGCUCCGGCUCUUUAACACUUCAGGAGAUGCUACAAAUCCUGACAGAAUGUAUGACCUUGUGGCUGUAGUUGUUCACUGUGGCAGUGGUCCAAAUCGUGGACAUUAUAUCACCAUUGUGAAGAGCCAUGGCUUUUGGUUGCUGUUUGAUGAUGACAUUGUAGAGAAAAUCGAUGCCCAGGCCAUUGAAGAGUUCUAUGGGUUAACAUCAGACAUUUCCAAAAACUCAGAAUCUGGAUAUAUCCUCUUCUACCAGUCAAGAGACUAAGACAAAAGAUAUGUAUGUAUAAAUAAAAGAAAAAGGGAUCAAGAUAUGUCCAAGUGGAACAUAUUUGUGACAGCAGAAGCAGUUACUCAUUGUUGCUGUAGGACCAGGACAGAUCCAGCAGGGCGAAUAAAGGUUUCUCUCUGCCAUUUCUUGGAGGAUUAGUGCUGACUGCCGUAACAAGAAGAGCUUUUGCUCCAGUUUUCUUUCUGGGCUUUUUUAACGUGCUAUCUUCCAAAAUCUGCGUUACCUCUACUUGAAACCUGGCUGCUUAUUUGUUCAUGAACUGAAGAAGAGUUUUAAAAGUAGCAUUGUAGAAUUUUUACCAUUUAAUGUUGGCCUGAGGCUAUACCUUGGUUUCUGUCGUCGUUUUUCUGUAUUUUAGCAGAAUGAUUUCAAUAUUCAGUGUCAGCUGAAGGCAUAUUUUAGGAUAUGAACAGCAGCUGGUUGCUGGAUAUUUUUGGUGACUCAGACUUGAGAAGCAGUGCAAAGCUAAGACAUAUUGGAAAUGUCAAGUCUGUAAUUUUUUUUUUAAAAAACAGACAAAAAAACUCUGACUGCAGCAUUGUAAAUUCCCCAUUAUGCAUUACCUUGGUUUUAGAUAACACUAACAGCACUGCUUCUUUCUGCAUUUUUAUUUUUACUGUUCUGUUUCUUCUUCAGAAGGUAUAGGGCUAUCCACACUUAGCCUAAUGUUCGUUUUUGCUUUGAAGCAGAAGUUUUGACUCAGAGCCUCAUUGCUGCACAUUUAAGGGGAGCAAAAAAGCAGUUGUGUUGAAGAAUGUCUGGCAACCAGUUGCUGUAGAAAGUUUAAAGUUACAGCAUUUCUUGGAGCUAUUGCAUAAACCAAAAGUGCCCUCUUUCUGAAACAGGAUCUGUUCAACAUUUCAUUCAAUACGUAGUAAACUGAUGCAACUAGCAUUUUGAAUCUAUGCUAAUACACAGAAACAGCACUAAUUGUGAAGGCUUAACCAAGGGAAGCAUUAUUUACCAAACUAAUCCAGUUGUUCUUCACAAUAAUGAUCAUGUAAGAAGGAAAACCAGCCAACCAGCCCAGACAUGGCCUUGCUAUGUGUUCCUCAUCGUCUGUUGGUAACAUUUGCACCAGUCUGGGAAUCAUAACCCCCUUAAAAAUGCUUCUGAUUGUUUUACCUCUAUAGGCCUUGCUUAACAGGGGAAAUUGUUAGUCUUUUGAAGACUGAAAUUAAGUAAUUAUCCGUUACGUGUGUAUAUAUUAUAAUCUCAAGGAUAACUAGAAAGAAAAGACUAUGGGAGUUUGUAAGAAAUCUCUGAAAAUCAUAUGUAAUUUUCUUUUUGAAAAGUCCUGUUACUGUGCCAAAGCUUGUCGCAGCUGGCUCUAAACUACCAGAGGAAAUUCAUAUUUUCCUUCCUUCAUCUUGUUAGAUAACACCAGAGCUGUCCUCUUUGUGUCUGUUUCCAGUAUGGCCGUUCAUGGUGUAUACCAGUGGUUGUUGUUCCUGAGGACGUUUAACUUAUGCAAUUCCAUGGCUUGUACAGGAUAGAAGAGAUUUUACCAAAAUAUUGUCCUCAGGAAAACAGCAUUUCGCAAACAUUUUCUUGUGGUGGCUGUACGUAUUUGUUUCUCCUUACCAUGACCAGAAGCAUAACGUUAGCAAUUAACUUCUCUUCAAAAUGCGAAUCAGUCAUUGCCGUCGGAUUCCAGCUUAGUACAGUACUUAGUACUCUUCGCACAUCUCCUUCUCCAGAAAAUAAAAAGUAUGGACAUUUUUAAAUUAUUUUUUAUUAUACAGAGUACUGUCAUUUUAAGAGACAUUGAAUAACAGCAAGCAUCCUUGUCAUCUUGUUCCUGUUGUGUGAAAACUGUUCCUGGCUACGAGUCUUCUCCCCUUGUUCCCAUUACAAGCCGUGAGUCCUCUCCUGGUGGCGCUAGCAGAAGCCUGUCAUCAGAAAGUCUUGCAAAAAAUAAAAAGAGCACUGAGUUAAAAAUAAUCUAAACAGGAAAUACAAAAAUUAAUGUAGUACACUAGACAUGUAUUUUGUGUAUCUGGUGAUACGUUUUUACAAAUACCUGAUUGAGAGAGAAUAUUGAAAGAUAUAUACUAUAGAUUAAAAACUGUUAAAAGUGCACUUUUGCUACAGAUUUAUAAGGAAACUAAAAGGUAUUAAGUUGGAAGAGAAUGGUGUGAUGUUACUUCUGUAUAAUAAAUGACCCCACCUGUCUCCAAUAAAGGUCACAUAUGAUCAAA
Messenger RNA from Cygnus olor (mute swan), 3454 nucleotides. RefSeq names its product ubiquitin carboxyl-terminal hydrolase 12-like. The record is from RefSeq and is a predicted model, not a curated record. Gene Ontology annotation, cellular component: nucleus; cytosol. Gene Ontology annotation, molecular function: cysteine-type endopeptidase activity; cysteine-type deubiquitinase activity. The coding region runs from base 246 to 1229 and encodes 327 amino acids. Lineage: Eukaryota; Metazoa; Chordata; Aves; Anseriformes; Anatidae. The transcript has 9 exons. Gene Ontology annotation, biological process: protein deubiquitination.